UGCAAUGUCAAACAAGCCCAAUGUCCAUGCUAAAACGAGUUAUAGCCACGAUGAGUCCUGUCUGUAUGACUACAGGCACAAAUCCCAUCAAUCGUUUUUUUCAAAGUUGCCGAAAUGCGACGUGCGUCCACUUAUAUCAGUGGAUUCGUAACAACCAUUACGACAUUUCUAUUCGAGCAAAUAAGCCUCACGUAGCAAAUUAUCAAUUACAUUUUUUGUUGACCAAAUUCGACACAUUGACCUCCAUACAAAUAUUCCUCACUUCGUGGGUUUAUUUUCGUGGACAGAUUUUGGGCGGAGUAAAACUAAAUCUCGCUUCGCCUCUUCCUCUCUGUCGAAACCCACGUUUGAAUGAGAUGGCCUUGGAUGCUGUGUCUCUAACGUGUUCUACGUAGCAUCAAAGAUUGGCAUUACAGUAGGAGCUGUACCAUAAUAAAGGAGGAACCCUUCUACAGGUAGUUCCAGAUCUCCAUCUCAAUGGCCCCACACCCAGUGGUCCAGGCCAUCAUUGACCUCUCAGCUGGAGCUAUAGGAGGUACAGCGUGUGUGCUGAGCGGUCAGCCCCUGGACACAGCCAAGGUGAAGAUGCAGACCUUCCCCUCCAUGUACCGAGGCUUCAUCCACUGCUUCUCCUCCACAUACAAACAGGUGGGUCUCCGAGGGCUCUACCAGGGUACCAGCCCAGCCCUGAUGGCCAACAUCGCUGAGAAUUCUGUCCUCUUCAUGAGCUACGGAUUCUGUCAGGAGGUGGUCCGCACAAUGGCAGGACUGGGAACUGAGGCGCCACUCAGUGACAUGCAAAAAGCGUGUGCUGGGUCGGUAGCAUCCAUCUUCUCCUCUCUGGUCCUCUGCCCUACUGAGCUGGUCAAGUGUCGUCUUCAAGCCAUGUACGAGAUGGAAGCGUCGGGCAAAAUCGCAAAGGGCCAAAACACAGUGUGGUCGGUGGCGAAGUCGGUGAUGAAGCAAAAUGGUCCUACAGGGUUUUUCACAGGCCUGACCACAACCAUCGCCAGAGAGGUGCCUGGGUACUUCUGCUUCUUCGGGGCCUACGAGCUCUGCCGAACCACCUUUGCUGACCACAUGAAGUGCAGCAAGGAAGACAUAGGAGUGGCCCCUAUUGUGUUCAGUGGGGGAUUCGGGGGUGCGUGCCUGUGGCUGGUGGUCUACCCCUUUGAUUGUGUCAAGUCUCGCAUCCAGGUCAUGUCAAUGAUGGGGCGCCAGGAAGGCUUCUUCAAGACCAUGAUGACUAUCGUGAGGAUGGAAGGUGUAAGGGCACUCUAUUCUGGUUUGACCCCCACCAUGAUCCGCGCGUUCCCCGCCAACGGAGCCCUGUUCCUGGGGUAUGAGGCCAGCCGUAAGUUCAUGAUGAAACAGUUUGACAGCUGACCUGGUCCUCCUCCGACAACGAUGUCCCCCAUCUCUUUUUUUGCCUUGUCAUUUGUUCUGGUUAACCCUACUACGUUAUGUCGUUAACCUCUUACAACACUCCAUUUCAACACUUCAAACUGGUUGAAAUGAUCUGAUUUCAACGACUUCUGGUUGUAAACGGGUUGAAAUUACGUCAUUUGCCCGCUGGGUUGGGCUUGGAACCCACACUCCUCAGAGUGAAGCAUUGUGGCUAAUAAUAUGUUUUUAGGUACUUGAUUUAAAUGUGAAUAUACACUGAGUGUACAAAACAUUAGGAACCUAUUUGCCCUCAGAACAGCCUCAAUUCAUCAGGGAAUGGAC
Molecule: messenger RNA, 1728 nt
Organism: Coregonus clupeaformis (lake whitefish)
Lineage: Eukaryota; Metazoa; Chordata; Actinopteri; Salmoniformes; Salmonidae
Gene: slc25a15b
Product: solute carrier family 25 member 15b
Exons: 8
Coding region: 478-1386 (302 amino acids)
Biological process (GO): mitochondrial L-ornithine transmembrane transport
Molecular function (GO): L-ornithine transmembrane transporter activity
Source: RefSeq, a predicted model, not a curated record